Molecule: messenger RNA, 4015 nt
Organism: Coregonus sp. 'balchen'
Lineage: Eukaryota; Metazoa; Chordata; Actinopteri; Salmoniformes; Salmonidae
Source: the annotation of a GenBank genome assembly
GUGAGUGAUUCCUGACUCGGGCUGGUGCUAGAUUUCCGAAGUCUGUUGGGGGGGUUCUAUGGUAGAUAUGAUUGAAUAAUGUUAUUGUUAUAAAUCACAUGAUAGUAAGCUAGCUAGCUAACACGUUUGGAAUAGAAAACAAUUGAAUCAAGGAUCACUCAUUUGUCAAAUGUGGACGUUCUUGUCUCUUUGGCCUAACGUUAGCUAGCUAACGUCGGAGUAGCGGAUGAUUUAUUAGCUAGUCUUCUUCUUGGCUUAGCCCAAUAUUGGACUAAAGGAGCCAACGUUAUUCCGUAGUCUAUAGACCUUACAUGUUCUCUUUAAAGGGCGAAUUGGUUCUGGAAGCCAAAACAGCCAAAUACUCAAUCUAAACGUGAAUCGGUUCUCAGUUGCGGUACUGUAUGGUUCUAGAAACAUAAAUCACUCUUUUAUAUCACGUCAAAAUAAUUUCACAAAUGCAAAAUACACAGUUACUGUAUGUACACUGUUUUAACCGGUUUUAACACAGUUGCAGCUGACAGUAUUUUUCAGUGACAACACAUUUGUGGCUUCAGUUCCAUUUACACACAGGUGUUCAGAGAUGCAGAUAGCUAAAUUAGUUAUAACAGGUAGUCUCUGUCUUCCCUCAUGAACAAGCGCUGUAACAUGGAAAUAUGGCAGUGUGGGAACCCUAACCCUAUAAAGGUGUGUAGUAAUUUAACCUUUGUUUAAAAUAAAAGAAGAAGAUUUGUCGCUGAUAUUAAAGUUACGUUCCUUAUGUUUCCAAAACCGUACCGCAAGCGAUGCGUUUAAACGUUCAGAACGAGCGGGGCAGGGCAACUAACUGGGGAAGACAACCAAUUGUGAGAAUUGAGAAUCAAAUUGGUUUUAGGUUAGGCUAUAGCAGGUCCUACCUACUUUAUCUAUCUAGCUAAUCCUUUCGGAUCUCAAGUCUUGAAGUUUGGGGUCAAUGUGGGAUUGAAUGGACUGGUUUUCCAAAGCUGACCUGUCCAUGCAGCUCAUUUGUCUGUUUGUUAUCUUGACACUUGACUUGGUGAUGUUGUGCCACCAUUACAGGAAGAGAUGUCAGGAGAGAGCGUGGUGAGCUCAGCAGUGCCGGCGGCUACAACCCGGACCACCUCCUUCAAGUGCUCCGGUCCCAGCUCCAAGUAUGUGAAGCUGAACGUGGGCGGGGUGCUCUACUACACCACCAUGCAGACCCUCACCAAGCAGGACACCAUGCUCAAGGCCAUGUUUAGCGGCAGGAUGGAGGUCCUCACAGACAGUGAAGGUACUGUAUCUGUCAGACGUCAGUGGCACCACAACACAUGGUUGGAGGGUUCCAGAAUGUCUGAGUGAGGAGUCUUUGUAACGUGCUUCUGUAUUUUGCUAUCCUGGUCCGAGGUCUGUUUGUGCGGUCUUGACAACUCCUAAAUAUUCAAUGUCGAGUCAAGACGAGCAUGACAACGAGCAUAGGAGUUGGCUAUGGGCAAUUCCACGGGAACAGAUUGAUGCUGAGACUCAGCUUUUUCACUUUAAAAUCUAUGUCAAACAAAAAUCAAUGAUUGCAGAGUUAAACAAACCAUAAAACUCUAUGCACAAUGACUACUUUUAACAAUUUCCACAGACAUUUUUACAAAAACACGUUUACUUCAAGAACAGUGAUGGUUUGUGCUGUUGGUGCCGUCAUUCUGUUACCAAACUUUGCAUCUGCACUGUUCUUUAAGUAAAUGUGUUUUAGUAACAUUUUCUGUGGAAAUUGUUCAAAGUCGUCCUUGUGCAUAGAGUUGUAUGGUUUGUUUAACAUAGCAAACAUUGUUUUUUGUUUGGCGUACAUUUUUAAAGCGAGAACUCUGAGUCUCAGCAUCACUCUACUGUGGAAUUGCCCCUAUACACUUACUACAAAUGAAAGUGGCCUCUAAUCUGGUGCUUGUCCCUUUCUAGGCUGGAUCCUGAUUGACCGGUGUGGGAAACACUUUGGGACAAUUCUGAACUACCUUAGAGACGGAGCGGUACCACUCCCAGAGAGUCGUCGGGAGACUGAGGAGAUGCUGGCUGAGUCCAAGUACUAUCUGGUCCAGGGCUUGGCUGAUGAGUGUCAGGCUGCCCUUCAGGUAUCCUCACGCUCAAAACUGGUCUUUUCUCCUGUCACACCUCCUUUUUACCUCUUUACACCCUUUUCACACUUAUGAGCCAAGCUGCACUGCACUGGCUUGGUUAUGCAUCCACUAUAGUUGCUUGAAUCGUGCUGGAAAGGACCACGUCAAAAGGAAAAUAUCAGUCAGUACGGUUUGGGUCGGCACCAUGGUGUGAAAUAGUCUGUCUCAUCCCUCCACCGACACUCUGCCUUUGUCUUUCUCUACCUACUACACAUACACCAUUACUGGCCCAGCCAACCCACCCAAUCUGUUAGAGGACCUAUGUCCAAAUUCUUGUUGAUUCUAGACAAAAUCUGUCUUUACCGUCCAAGUAUGACUGAUGUUUCUUUUCUUGGUGUUCUAGAACAAAGAGUCGUACGAGCCGUUCUGUAAAGUUCCUCUGGUGACAUCAUCGAAGGAAGAACAGAGACUCAUCGCCACCUCUAAUAAGGUAUUGUUGACUGAGUCACGCAUCAGAGUGAAGGACACGCCCAGUAUUUACUAGAGAAGAUCUAGUCUCACAUAUUCAAUUUUGACUGAUAUCUUCCUCUGUUGUUUUGUCUCUACACAGCCUACUGUCAAACUAUUAUACAACAGAAGCAACAACAAAUACUCCUACACCAGGUGAGAGAGACUUACAUCUAUAAAGACACAUUGUAAAUUAUGGUAAAUGUCAAGUGAAAAAUCUGCUAGAUCUCACAACGCCUGGAUAGGUGUUUAAAAUAUCACCUAGCCACAUCAUAUGAUAUAACAAUCUGAUGUCCGACAGCAUAGUCAAUGAUGUGACACGCAGCAGGUUGUUGCUGUGCGAAGGCAAUUACGUGUCUGCAAUGUACUCGGCGUGGAACGCGACCCAUUGUCACCAAUCAGGCUUCCCCUUCCUUCCCUCCAUGCAGUAACUCGGACGACAACAUGUUGAAGAACAUUGAGCUGUUUGACAAGCUGUCACUACGCUUCAACAACCGCGUGCUCUUCAUCAAGGACGUGAUCGGCGACGAGAUCUGCUGCUGGUCCUUCUAUGGCCAGGGCCGCAAGAUCGCCGAGGUGUGCUGCACCUCUAUCGUCUACGCCACCGAGAAGAAGCAGACCAAGGUAGCGCAAAUAAAUCAUACUCUGGGACAGCUUAUAGUGGGAUGUCAUCAUUAAGAUAUUUUAAUCAGCACAGACCCUGCAAGUACAUCAUGUCUCUGGCUUCUGUCUCUGAUGACAGAACUGAUUCCUCCUCUUUUCUAGUAAACUACCUCAAUUUCUGAGUUUGUUGUCUUUAACCUGUUGUUAGCAUCAAAUAGAAUACUUUAAUAUGCCAUUGGGACAUUUUGCUUUUUAACAAAGUACAGGCAUACUUGGCGUUCAGACAUAAUACCCAGGCAGACGGACAUACAUAAAUAUCCGCUCCCCUAACCCCCAGGUGGAGUUCCCUGAGGCGCGGAUCUACGAGGAGACCCUCAACAUCCUGCUGUAUGAGUCCCAGGACGGGAGGGGUCCCGACAACGCUCUGCUGGAGGCCACGGGGGGCGCCGCCGGCCGCUCGCACCACCUGGACGAGGACGAGGAGCGCAUCGACAGGGUGCGCAGGAUCCACGUCAAGCGGCCCGACGACCGCACACACCACCACCACCAGUAACCCCUGACGGACCUCGUCCCUCGACCAUCCAAAGCCCAGCCCUGGACGUCUGACCCUGGACUCUCAGUGGACCACGUCUGUGCCUUGCUUCCAACACCCAGCACUUCUCUCUCUCCCCCUCUUCUUCCCCACUCCUACUCUCACCCGUCCCCCACAGCGGGAGCUCACUGCUGAGGAUGAGAGACGAGUUGAAGCUUAGUGUGGUGAAGUGGAUUCAUGUGUGUUUAUGUGUAGGCCAUCUUGUUGUGUGUAGUGCUCUGAGGAUUUCUAUCUG